AUGUCGGACAACGACGUCUGUGACCACCCAGGAUGCGGCAUGGGACCAUUCCCGACCUGCGACAUCGCGCGAAAGCACCGAUACCGCUACCACUCCGUCCCUAUACCAUUCCUGAUUGGUGGGAACGAGUACGUUGUAGGCCAAUCCGAUGGACAUUAUUCGUGCCCGCUCCCGGAGUGUAAGUUCAUUUCCAAAAAGCGUGAAGCUAUUCAGAAGCACAUCAACGUCGCACACAACGCAUCAGUCAAAAUCAAGGUCUUUGAUGCUCCUGAGUGUCUUGUGGCCUCCAAACAGGUUCUCGAUCAGGACAGCGGUGUCCGCGAUGGGACUGGCAACCUCAUAUGCCCAGAGGAUGUCUGGUCCGACGAUUUAGUCCCAGAAGGUCCAUCCCGUGAGGAUGUCUGCAGCAGAGAUCCUUCCUUUGAUAUGGACUCCAGCACUGUCUCAUUGUCGCCAUCAGUAGACUACUUGAUGUCCAACGAGGUUCUAGAUUCUCUCGGCGUGUGCUUUCACAGCCAUUUGAGGUUCCUUAUCUGCUACUCGUGCAAGGUCGCAUUGACCUCCGGGAUGGUUUCUGGACACAGGAAAAAGCACCAUCAUGCGUAUCAGGUACCUUCAUCCACCAUGGAGUCAUUCCUGGACUAUUGUUCGCGGUCAAAUGUUCACGAGAAGCCAGAGCAUGUCAAGCUACCAACAGCAGGUGGACCACCUGUACAGAUGAUUGCGUCCCCCGUUGAAGGUUUUUCAUGCACUGCAUCCGCUGAUUGCGUGUAUGCCGUGAAGGAUUUAGGAACCAUUCAGCGCCAUAGUAGAGAGAAGCACAGCGUUACCGGCUUACAGGAGAUCCAGUAUCGGUCUUGUCUGGUCCAACAUAUCUUUACUGCUGUUGGCAACUCGUAUUUCGAGGUUGGGCAAAACGUCAUUCCAUCUGCGAGACCCAAUCUCAAAUCCACGCUUAAGGCUACAUUCCUACCUGCAGUUGAGCUUUCAUUGGUCGUUCCAGCCAAUACCGAACGGGAGAGGACUCCCCUGAUACGCUUCAUGGGUUGGGACAGGUUCGAGCAUAGCGAUGAUGAAUUUGGCGGAAUUCUGACCCGUCUCGCUGCUGCAGUGCAAGACCACAUGGCUAGGGCAUCGACCAUCUUGGAUGGUCAUCCUCAUAGGUUGAGCCUGUCUAAAAUACUGUUGUAUGGUGACGCAAUACCGCGAGAAACGGACAAUCAUUGGAGGCCUGUGUCGGAUGAAAACGUCGAGUAUCCAGGCUUCAUUGUUCAAUUCAUGAGGGCGAUCAUGCGCGUUCACCUCGGAUUCCCAUUGGAUUUCUCGUUCGAGCUGUCUGCUGCGCAGACCCUGUGUCUCGAGGAACUUGUGACUGUGCUGGGCGACGAGAAUGCCUCCCCACGAAAGAGGAUGAUUUUCUACCAUAAUUUGGCGUGGUCCCUAGUCGAUACCGAUCCAGAUUUGUGCGUGGGCCAGCGAUGGGCAAACCCUAUCAAACGAGCCAUCUGGCUCAGGGCGUUGCGUGCGGACGGAAACUUCUGUGAAGCGUCCGUCCUCACACCAGAUCUUGCAAAGUUUAAAUAUCUUUGCAACGUCACAUCCCUCCUUGAGGCGCUGAUGGACAAAGACGAGGAUACGGACUCAGUACAUUCAGACGACCAUGACCGCGUUGCUCGUGUUCAUGAUCGGGUGCUACGCCUCGGCCGUCCGACUACGUUCAACAUCAUCUAUGAGAUGCAGCAAUAUGCGUCCUCUUUGGUGUUUAGUCAAACCAGAGAACCCAAUGUCUAUGUCGAUCCAGACGUCAAGUCCAUCACGAUAGGCGUCCACACCAUGCACAUGGACAAGCUGAGAGACGGGAUACAAAGGCUCCUCCAGGUGUCAAAGUCGCGCUAUUCCGCCCUCACCAAUGACAUUUUCAUGUUGAAGAUGGUGCCAGAGCAGGUCAAGGACGACCUCACCAACUCUACUCGUGGCUAUUCGCUCGUAUCGGAGGACCCCUUUUUUAAAAAUCGCCACGCCAUGUUCUUUUACUUGGUUGAUCACUACGACCUGGCAAUGGUCGACAACGCAGGACGAAUCGCAUGGAACAUCCCCGGCAUCAAGGAUCUGCUCAGACGCUCGUCAUGCGUCUGGGAGCCCAUCUACCAUCUUCUGUACAUCACCACUCACAUCUCAUGUCGCGGAACCCAGUUCGUAGACCACAAAAUCAGCAAUUCGGACAGGCAUCGCAACCUCUUCAUGCAGGGGAUGGAGAUGUUCCUCCUGACAGCUUACAGCAAAAGGACCGGCAUUACUGAUCGAGACUCAUGCACCCCAGGGUUCGUUCCGAAGGACAUCGCAUUCUUGGUGCUCGAAAUGAUUGCAGGGGGGUUGCGCACCGCCGAAGCCAUCCUUGCUGGGGUUGCAUAUGGAGCAGAGGCCGAGCAUCUGUACAGAACGUACCUCUGCGUCGGUGAGGGCGUGAGGACAAGUCCUACAAGGUUUUCCGCCAACAUUCAGCAGUGGAACCAUGAUUACUUCGACUGUCGAUGGGGAGUCAGGGAUUUCCGCCAGGGCGCGAUUACCAUUGGUCGUGAAUUCAUCGCUCCAGACGACUCUUAUGAUCAAGCCGACAACAUCCUCGCUGAAUCCGCAGAUCACUCCACUGGUGUGGACCAUACACACUACGGCAUCGUCCAAGGAGUCGUCCCUAGAUUGUCCAACAACAGCAUGUGCAAGCACAGAUGGCUUGGAGAUCAGUGGCACAGUGUCCUUGGUCUUGGCCCCCUUGCGCCUCCAGAGGCAAUAAGAAUCAGGCACAAGAAUAUGUCUAACGGGACGACGCUCCAGGCCAUCGCAGAUGUGGUCAAGAAGACCACGCAAGAAACUAUCAAAGAGUUUUUGGACGCACACCGCACUGACGUCUUGAAGGACACAAUUUCUACAGCCAUAAUCAAACAGCUAAAAGACGCGACAGAUGAUGCACCGGAAAUUUCAUCGCCACUUCCAACAACAUGGAACGGGGGAUCGUUUCACUUGAGCAGUAAUUUGGACGCCAUGUUCUAUGAAGAAAGCGAAGGUAUCCGGCGAGACCCUGCUUCCUCAUCAGGUCCCAGUGGGUACAAUAACAACAGUGUUAACGCGUCCCCUGUUGUUGUGUCGCCCACUGCAAGUGGUUAUAUUCAAUGCGGAGAAAUGCUUUCGGACUCCCCACUCCCAAAGGGUCCACGACAUUCUCCGACGUGGUCCCAACAACGCAUCAGUCCGAGUUUCCUCCAUUCAAAGAUCGCAAAGGGAAGGGCAGAGCUUAUGAAAACACCAGAACCUCCAUUGGUUGAUGGCGUCAUGUCGUCGUCUAUAUCUCCUAUCGCAGACAUCAAAGGGAAACGGAAGCGUGGCGACUAUGAGAACAUCCAUUCUCGAGCAUUCGCCAAUCCAGCUAGAGCGUCCAGAAGAAAACACGCGCCUCGCAGUGUCUCGCAUCACAAUUCCAUCCCAUCUACGUCCGGUUCAUACCCAGUCACACCAACUGCACACCGCGCACGGAAGUACGCACCACGGGUCAAACUAUCAUUAGAACGCGUCGCGGAAUCGACGAAACACGUUCGCAGGUUGUCUUCGGAGGUGAUGGAUAUCUCCAGCGACGAGGAGUUGUCCAGUCUUGAUACUAUACAGCUGAAACGCCUUCGUGGGUCGAGAACAUCAGUACCCCAGGUGCCUGUGGAGGUCAUCAGCCUCUCUAGCAGCGGUGAGGACUCGAGCCCAGACGAGAACAUGCCUAUCAAACGUCUUCGUAAGACCGCAGCAUCAGUCCAACAGAUGCCGAUCGAUGCAGCUAGCUUGUUUCUGGCGAAUGCAGCCCAUCAAAACGUGCAGUCACUAGUUUUGGUACACCAUCAUCGCCCCCAAGCGCCGUUCAGGACGUUCAAGAGAACAUUAGACGAGCGAUCAGACACAUCAGGAAGGACGAUAGUGCAACAGAAAAGACCCCCGAUCAGAUGGACAUGCUAA
Suillus plorans is the source of this 3993-nucleotide messenger RNA. RefSeq lists its product as uncharacterized. The coding region runs from base 1 to 3993 and encodes 1330 amino acids. NCBI's taxonomy places the organism in Eukaryota, Fungi, Basidiomycota, Agaricomycetes, Boletales, Suillaceae. The record is from RefSeq and is a predicted model, not a curated record. The transcript is spliced from 12 exons.